Molecule: messenger RNA, 4185 nt
Organism: Caenorhabditis remanei
Lineage: Eukaryota; Metazoa; Nematoda; Chromadorea; Rhabditida; Rhabditidae
Exons: 27
Coding region: 1-4185 (1394 amino acids)
Biological process (GO): oligopeptide transport; transmembrane transport
Cellular component (GO): membrane
Molecular function (GO): dipeptide transmembrane transporter activity
Source: RefSeq, a predicted model, not a curated record
AUGGCCUACUCGGAGAGUCGCUCGGAGAGCGUAAGCUCAAAAGGCAAAAAAUCAUAUGGACAUGAACUUGAAACUGUACCACUGCCGGAAAAGAAAAUCUACACAACAUGGCCGGAUAUGAUCAGACAUUGGCCCAAGACAACACUUUGUAUCGUCUCCAAUGAAUUCUGCGAACGAUUCUCUUAUUAUGGAAUGAGAACUGUAUUGACAUUCUACCUGCUCAAUGUGCUUAAAUUCACCGACUCUCAAUCUACUAUUUUUUUCAACGGAUUCACAGUUCUUUGUUACACAACCCCACUUCUCGGAUCAAUUGUUGCUGACGGUUACAUCGGAAAAUUCUGGACUAUCUUCUCUGUGUCUAUUUUGUAUGCUAUCGGACAAGUUGUUCUUGCACUCGCUUCCAUCAAAAAUUAUCAGUCUUCGGUUCACCCAUGGAUGGAUUUAUCUGGAUUGCUGAUCAUCGCAUUCGGUACCGGAGGUAUCAAGCCAUGUGUGUCUGCUUUCGGUGGAGAUCAAUUUGAGUUGGGACAAGAAAGAAUGCUUUCUCUUUUCUUCUCCAUGUUCUACUUCUCUAUCAACGCCGGAUCCAUGAUCUCUACUUUCAUCUCGCCAAUUUUCAGAUCUCAACCAUGCCUCGGUCAAGAUUCCUGCUACCCAAUGGCUUUCGGUAUUCCAGCUAUUCUCAUGAUUGUUGCCACAUUGGUCUUUAUGGGAGGUUCCUUCUGGUACAAAAAGAACCCACCAAAGGAUAACGUCUUCGGAGAAGUCUCUCGCCUUAUGUUUGGAGCUGUUGGAAACAAAAUGAAGAAAGGAUCCACACCAAAGGAGCACUGGCUGUUGCAUUACCUUACCACCCACGACUGUGCCCUCGACGCGAAAUGUCUUGAACUCCAAGCCGAAAAGAGAAAUAAGAAGCUGUGCCAAAAGAAGAAGUUCAUUGAUGACGUCCGCUCCCUUCUCCGUGUUCUUGUCAUGUUCUUGCCAGUUCCAAUGUUCUGGGCUCUUUAUGAUCAACAAGGAUCUGUGUGGCUUCUUCAAGCUAUUCAAAUGGAUUGUCGUCUUUCUGACAGUCUUCUCCUCCUUCCCGACCAAAUGCAAACUUUAAACGCUGUCCUUAUUCUUGCCUUCAUCCCACUCUUCCAAGUCAUCAUCUAUCCAGUUGCCGCGAAAUGUGUCAGACUUACCCCAUUGAGAAAAAUGGUCACCGGAGGUCUUCUUGCUUCUCUUGCCUUCUUGAUCACCGGAUUUGUUCAACUCCAAGUAAAUACCACUCUGCCAAACCUCCCCGGAAAAGGGCAAUGCUCUAUCAGUUUCUGGAACCAGUUCAACAAUGACUUCAAAACUUGUCAAAUCAUCGUCACUGAUCCAAAUGGUGACAAGAGAACCAUUAACCAAAGCAUGGCUCUUCACGAGAACAAAGAUGACAAAGCGGGAGUUUUUAAACUGUUCCAAACAAAAUCGCCAAAUCAAAAGAGUACAAGUGACUGGACUCUUACUUUCAAGAUUGCGUAUGCUGGUAACUGUGGAGACCCAACAAAACUCCAAAAUACUGCCGUUAUCACCGCUAAGAGCAAGAAAGUCAUCUAUGUAGGUGUGGGGCCAUUCGGAUAUUAUCAAAACACCGCUAACACUGACAAGCCAACUGAUGGUACUGGAGAAUUCUCCAUGGGAAUCGUUGCCAAUUUGGAUGACCAUUAUGCUGGAAACUUCGCUAUGUGCCGAUCUGAUGCAAGUGAUUAUGACCGUGCACACCCAUGUAAUCCAAGACAUCCAGCUGACUUCUACUUCUGGGAAACUGAUUACAAUGAUGGUACCGACGACCGAGAGGGAAACAGCACAGUUGUUGGAAGCGGUUCUCUGGUUACCACAUACAAACAGAAGUCCGUGAAACCAGGAAAAUGGGAACUAUACUACUUGUUGAAUACUCCGAAGGAUAUCAACAGACAAACAUACAACAAAACAGCCACAUUAGUUCAAUACACGAAUUUCAAUCUGACCCGUUUCGAACAAGGAGGAGUUUUCAUUUAUGCAUUGUCCGGACCUCGUGACUCUCCAUAUAUCACUGAACUCCAAAUUGUGCAAAACAACAGAGUUUCUAUUCUCUGGCAAAUCCCACAAAUUGUUGUCAUCACUGCUGCUGAGAUUCUUUUCUCUAUCACUGGAUACGAGUUUGCUUAUUCACAGUCCGCUCCAUCGAUGAAAGCACUUGUGCAAGCCCUCUGGCUUUUGACAACUGCUGCUGGAGAUACAAUUAUUGUCAUUAUCACAAUCCUCAACUUGUUUGAAAAUAUGGCUGUUGAGUUCUUCGUUUACGCCGCCGCUAUGUUUGUUGUCAUUGCUAUCUUCGCCCUUCUUUCCAUAUUCUAUUACACAUAUAACUACUAUACCACUGAUGAGGAUGAUGACGAGUAUGGAGUUGAUGAUAUGGAAGAAGAAGUAGCAGAAAUUGAAGAUCAUAAUCCACGGUACUCCAUCGAUAACAAAGCAUUUAAUUCCGACGAGGCAGAUUGUUUAGAUGGUUACGUGACAUCUUUCCCACUGAAUACAUGGCUUGUGGUAUCUUUAGUUGUCACAGCGGUCUGUGGGUCGAUGUGUACUUGGUUGCUACUGGUACUUUGUAUCGAGAAUGCGUUUGCUCAUCGACUUGACAUCACUCCUUAUCGAAGCGGAUGUGCAUUGUUGUUUGAAGCUUUUAUUGAAUGGACACAGGCAUUCAACAACUUCCGAAUGUCAUUCCUUAUCAUGGCGCUACACGACGCACCGAUCACAAUUUUCAACUACUUUUUUAUCGCAGCAUGCAGAUGUCCGAACCCUAAAGUGAUUAUCAAAUUUUUGAGAGACAUUGAAACAAUGUUUAGUACGCCAAGUGUAAAAGUGAAACGGUUGCAGAUACUCUCCUGGCCGCUCGUUCUAUCAUCAAGUUCGUGUACCGUGUCACUGAUAUGGAGAAUCACCGUAUUGUAUUUCUCGUACAAGAGAAUGGUUUGUGCUAAGAAACCAGUUAAAAAAGUGUCGGGGGUCGCAGUAAACACACCAGCCAAGAAACAUUUUCAACAAGCAAUUGAUACUAGUAGCAAAACAAACGGGGGAAGACUGGGAGAAUACGAUGAAACAUGGCCGAUCAGAUGGGCAAGGAUUCAUACAAUUGGACCACAUCACGAUCGUCUUUGCGAUACAUCAGAUCCAACAAGCCCAAUAUCAAAUGGAAAACCAAAUCACAUUGAGACUCCACCUCCGAACGAAAAACCAAAACCAGCUAUGAAGGAUUUCAUUCAAAGAGCUGGAGAUUUUCGGGCCAACCUUGAUUGUCAAAACUCAUGUCGAUACUUUUGCGGUCACCUAUUUUGGUGCAUACUCACAUUCAUUACUUAUCUUGUUUGGAGUGCAUUGUGUUGGAUACCAUGUGCUUAUCAUUACACUUGCCGUCACAACAGUUUUUAUCACCGUCAUAAAUUAUGCAGAUCAUUCAUACGAUACUUCUCAAUCACAUUUCACUACUCUAUUUUCUACUUAUCUCUUCUGGCUUCUGCAUUUCUUAUUGGUAUGAAUAUCACUCUCCUCACAUCAGUACACGGACUUGGAUCGAAUUCGAUGCCACCGGAAAUUGAUAGGAUAUGUGUCACAGUGUCUCCAGGAUCCCAUAUGAUAUUUACAAAUAUACUGAAUGCAUCACCAUUUGAGAGUGCACUACAGUUGCAAAAGAAAUUGAACAAAUUGAAUGCUCCAAAAGAUACACGAGCUGUAACUGAAUGUAAACCGUUAUGGGAAGAUGGUGGUCUGGGUAUUGGUUUAGCAAGAAGGGAAGCAGGGAUAUGGGAGAUGAGAACUCCAAUCAACAAUACUAUGCUGGCAGUUGCAACAUAUGUCACUUUCAACAACUCAGAAAUUCAUAAUCCUGCAUUGAAACUUGAGUACACUCAUACAUUAUUUAUUAGAAGAAACAAUGACGUUAAUGAAAAAUAUAGUUGUGUGAGAGAAUCUGGAUGGACUAUUGUUCCAUCUGUUGCACAACUGAGCUGGCCGUACUUCUCAGCGUGUGAGCAAAACUGGAAAUUCGCUGAAAACCCGAGCUUGAUAGAAUGUAAUCAAAUUUUUGGAAUUGAGAGCGGAACUGCGUCCAAGAAGCACACGCCCAGACACAACUUUCGCUUUCUAAAAACUUAUGCAGCUUUGCGAAGGAGUUGA